UGCAAGGCGCACUCGAGCGAAGAAUCAAAGGAGCAAAGGCUGUUUUAUUAGAAUUCUAAAUGGCGCGCUACUCACUAUGCGCGUGGAGCCUCGCAGCGGCGCUCGUUGUCGGGGCAAAUUUCGUGCCCCCUGUGUACAGUUCAAAUUCGGAACCCAUUGUGAGCACCAGCAUGGGUCUUGUCGUAGGAAAGCGAAUGACGAUGAAGGAAGCAAAUGUGGACGCAUUCCUCGGCAUACCGUACGCCACAGCUCCUACCGGUCACCUGCGCUUCGAAAGGCCGCGACCGCCCGCAACCUGGAAUGGAACGUACCGAGCCACAAAGAUGCCGUCUCCUUGUUGGCAGACUACGCUGCGCUUCCUUGACGGCGCGCCUCUCGACUACUACUCCAGCGCUUCCGAAGACUGCCUUUACGUAAAUGUCUGGCGACAGUCCUCAAUUUGUUCUGGUUCAACAGGAUGCGAGGCCAAGAGACCCGUAAUGGUGUUCAUCCAUGGCGGUGGAUUCACAUGGGGCGACUCGGCGCUGUUCGUUUACGAUAUGGCGAACUUUGUCUCCCUGUCUGACGUCGUGUUCGUCACGUUCAACUACAGGCUGAGCAUCCUGGGCUUCUUGUCCUCAGAAAGACCAGAACUUUCAGGCAACUUGGGCCUUUGGGACCAGAACCUAGUACUGAAAUGGGUGCGCGCCAAUAUCGCAAGCUUUGGUGGUGACCCGGACGAAGUGACGCUCAUGGGUCAAAGCGCCGGCGGUAUUAGUGUGGCUCUACACGCCGUGUCCCCGCAUAGCCAAGGGCUGUUCAAGCGAGCCGUCAUGAUGAGUGGUGCACCACUGUCAAUGAUUCUUGGCUCUCCGCACAGGGGCGAAGGGAAGUUCGUAAACAUUGUAAGUACCUUGGGCUGUUACGACUUCAAAAGAACCCUGGACGACCAGCUUCGUGACGCAGUGGCGUGCUUAAAAAGAUUAGACGCCCAUUUCAUCUUCAAGACACUGGAAGGUGAAGACCCUAUGGUGCAAGUGUUCGUGCCUACGUUCGGCGACGAUUUUUUCCCCGAGAGCCCAUUUUCGGAAGAUACAUGGAAGAAUAUUCCCAUCAAGGAAAUUUUGCUCGGAAAUGUGUUAAACGAGGGAACGCUGCUUUUGGACAAUUUAGAAUACGCAUCUCCGCGAUUUCGUGCGAUACUGUCUGCAGACUACAGACUUGCCAUUACGCUGGCUAUGCAGCCCAUGUUUGGCAUAUCCGUGUCACAGGCGAGGCACAUAGUCGAAGCGUACUUUGGAGAUCCGGAAAUUGAGCACACUCAGCAACAAGUCAGAAAGCUAUUCAGCGAGCUGCUGGGAGAUGCUGUAUUUGACUGUCCCAUUCAACUUAUGAGCGAAUUAACGUCUCAGCAAGGAAUGAACACGUAUCGCUAUUUAUUCGCUCACCGCGGAUCGUACAGCUUUUGGCCGGAGUGGAUGGGCGUCGCUCACUCAGAAGAAACUAUGUACAUGCUCGGAUCGCUCCCUUUCGUGAAUGACACAGCCCACAAAAUCGAAGCAAUGGCAGGAGUAUCAGCUGAGAUGAUGAUGGCGAAGAACUACACGACCAAAGAAGAGAAGAUGAUGGAACAUAUCGUCAGCGCUGUUUCCUGCUUCGCCAAGUCUGGGAAACCGGUGAUUCCUCAUUCGAAUGUCGACUGGCCCGAGUACACAAUAGACAAUCCCCAAAUGCUCGUGCUCAAGCCCAACAACUACACCGUCAUCCGAGAGAUGAAGCGAGAACGUUGCAAGUUUUGGAAACCACUGCUCUACAAAAGCGACGACUCCUUAAAGACUAGGAAAGCGCCGAGCACCAGCGCUAAGCCCACCAAGCCGAGUAUGCGCACGUCCACGAAGAAGAAAAUAUCGGGCCUUGGCAAAGAGAACAUCGCGUCUGCGUCUCCAGCGAUAAUCCACUCAUCUCACGUGUUUACAUCCAUGUUUUUAACGUGUUUGUUAAUCUGUUUUUGAUGCGAGGACCUUCCACAGCUGAAGACAGGUGUGAAUACUUCGCUGAUGUACUUUAAAAGAUGUAUAUGUACUUUUUCUUUCAUUUCUGAGAGUGACUGCCGACGCGAUGAUAGUGGGUGGGGUUAAGAGCAAGUUGUCAACACUGCUCGAAAGAUCCAAGAUAAUAUCACUCAGUGGUCAGAGGAAAUGUUUCAUGUUGUAUUUCUUAAAAAUAUUUUUUUUUCAUGGCAAAAGAAUCGAGACCCACACUCUGACGUGGUUCCCUGCUCACAUGGUAUCCAUCAUGGGAGGCCUCACAAACCUCAACGAGCUGGCCCACUCCAAGGCGCGGGGUCUCGCUUUCCGCGACCAUGGAGAACUCCAACGCCGGCCCGCAGUGGCGAAGAACAGAGAUCAACCAACCACAUACUAUAAAAUUAGGCAGCACUUUAACUUGGCAGGAGAGACUUUCCUCUUCCUCACAAGAAGUUAAAUAGAGCGUCGGCAUUGACCCUCAGAUUAUUGCAAACAGGCUCGUAUGCCAGCCCGGCUUUAUUCCACAAGCUUUAUCCGGACACUUAUGCCACUAGUUCUUGCAGGCACUGCAAUGACUUCGCUAGCGUGGACCAUAUGCUCUGGCGUUGCCCCACGUUACGAGGCACAGAACAAACCAAUGAGGACAAGUGGCUCGGCACUAUCAAGAGCCCGGAUGCCGGGGCGCAACUACGGGCUCUUCAGCGCGCCCACGAUGCGGCGGUCGGGCAUGACCUGACUGUCCCAACGUGGAAGCGGCCCGCAGCGCGCUGUGUCGCGCACCUCAGGACCUUCAUUAAAAUUUUGCAUCCAUCCAUCCAUCCAUCCAUCCAUUUGAAGAAAGCUG
Dermacentor albipictus is the source of this 2850-nucleotide messenger RNA. Its product is annotated as acetylcholinesterase-1-like. The record is from RefSeq and is a predicted model, not a curated record. Gene Ontology annotation, molecular function: acetylcholinesterase activity. Gene Ontology annotation, biological process: choline metabolic process; acetylcholine catabolic process. NCBI's taxonomy places the organism in Eukaryota, Metazoa, Arthropoda, Arachnida, Ixodida, Ixodidae. Gene Ontology annotation, cellular component: plasma membrane.